Diospyros lotus (date-plum) is the source of this 3261-nucleotide messenger RNA. RefSeq names its product nuclear pore complex protein NUP93A-like. The record is from RefSeq and is a predicted model, not a curated record. Gene Ontology annotation, biological process: poly(A)+ mRNA export from nucleus; protein import into nucleus. NCBI's taxonomy places the organism in Eukaryota, Viridiplantae, Streptophyta, Magnoliopsida, Ericales, Ebenaceae. Bases 145 to 2736 code for a protein of 863 amino acids. Gene Ontology annotation, cellular component: nuclear pore. The transcript is spliced from 15 exons. Gene Ontology annotation, molecular function: structural constituent of nuclear pore.
UUAGGCAUUUAGCCCCCUUCCCGCUCCUUUCUCUGCGCAGAGCAAAAUUUAGGGCUUGUUUAUUCUCUGCUAUCACACAGCUUGAACUCUCCGACUGGGUUGUAGGCUUAGAGCGAUACACAGAGAGAGAGAGAGAGAGAGAGAAUGGCGAACGACGCAGAAAUGGGUAGCUGGACGGAUCUUCUCCACUCCUCCUCGAAGCUUCUGGAACAAGCUGCUCCGUCUGCUCAAUUCCCUCCUCUUCAGAGGAAUUUGGAUCAAUUGGAGGCGUUGUCGAAAAAACUAAAGGCGAAAACCCUAAGGACGGAAGCGCCUACUCAGUCUAUUGCUGCCACGAGGCUACUAGCCCGUGAAGGAAUAAACGCAGAGCAGCUUGCUCGGGAUCUUAAAUCUUUUGAAUUAAAGACAACUUUUGAAGAUGUUUUCCCUGCUGAGGCAACAACUGUUGAAGACUAUCUUCAGCAGGUACAUGAGAUGGCAAUGGUUUCAGCUAUUCAGGAAGCUCAGAAGGAUAACCUUAGAAGUUUUAAUGAUUAUAUGAUGACAGUUUUGGAGGAGGAUUGGCAAAAAGAAAAACGGGACUUCCUUCAGAGUCUGAGCCGGAUUUCCACUUUAUCUAAGACCAAUUUGGGCGAUUCAGGUGCCAUGGGUACUCGUCCGGGUCAAAUUGUGUCUUUGACUUCGAGUUCUCAGAUUUCAUCUGGUCAAUCUAGCAUACAGCUUGCACCUCUUGCUAAUAAGCCCGUCCUUGAGAAAAAAGCUGCAGCCUAUGCUAAAGUUGUUAAGAACAUCAAUGAUGCUAGGGAGCAUGGUUUACCAUUCAAGCCUGCUACGGCUUUCAAAGGUGCAUAUGAGAGUUUGGGCCUUGAUGCUUCUGGUGGGAAAUCAGUUAGCAUGCAGAAGAUAUGGCACUUAAUUCAGACACUGACAGGUGAGGUCUCAGCUGUUCAAUGGAACGUUUCAAAGAAAAUGUCAUUAGUAAUUGGUGCAAGGCGCCACCUUGAGCGGGGACAUGAAAAAUAUAUCAUAGAUACAAUACAAAGUCACCCUAUCCAGGCUGCUCUUGGUGGAGCGGUUGGCAAUUUGCAAAGAAUACGAGCAUUUCUUCGGAUACGUUUGAGGGAUUAUGGGGUUUUAGAUUUUGAUGCAGGGGAUGCUUGUCGGCAGCCUCCCGUUGAUACUACAUGGCAGCAGAUUUACUUUUGCUUGAGAACGGGAUAUUAUGAUGAAGCAAGGAAUGUUGCCUUAUCAUCUCGUGCGUCACAUCACUUUGCUUCCCAGCUUUCUGAAUGGAUAGCUACUGGAGGAAUGGUGUCGCCAGAGACUGCUGCUGCUGCUUCAGAAGAAUGUGAGAAGUUGCUAAGGAUGGGUGAUCGAGUUAGUCGAGCGGCAUAUGACAAAAAAAAGUUGCUAUUAUAUGCUAUAAUAUCUGGUUCUCGUCGGCACGUUGAUCGACUGCUUAGAGAGUUCCCUACACUUUUCAACACCAUAGAGGAUUUCUUGUGGUUCAAAUUGUGUGCCAUACGAGAUGGUCCUGUAGGAUCCAGUUCCAUUGUACUCAGUGAAGGAUUUUCACCCUAUAGUUUGGAUGAUUUGCAGGCUUACCUAAACAAAUUUGAGCCCUCCUAUUACACAAAGAAUGGAAAGGACCCUCUGGUAUAUCCAUAUGUUUUGCUUUUAAGUAUCCAGUUACUACCAGCUGUCCUAUAUUUGUCCAAGGAUGUGGGAGGUGAAGGAUAUAACGUAGAUGCUGUUCAUUUAUCGAUUGUGCUGGCUGACCAUGGGGUCCUUUCUGUCAGUGCUGGGGCAGUCCAGAAACUGGGCAUGAUGGAUGCUUUUGCGGAGGCAUCUAGCAUCAUUAGGCAAUAUGGAGCUGUAUAUCUACGCCAUGGUGAUCUAUCAACAGCAUUGGAAUAUUAUGCACAAGCUGCUGCUGCUGUGGGUGGUGGGCAAUUGUCAUGGAGUGGGAGAGGUAAUGUAGAUCAGCAGCGACAGAGGAACUUGAUGCUGAAGCAACUCCUGACAGAGAUUUUGUUACGGGAUGGUGGAAUUUAUCUUUUACUUGGUCCAAGAGGCGCUGGAGAAGAAGGUGAACUGAGAAGGUUUUUGACUGACGUAAAAUCAAGACAGCAAUUUCUGCUUGAAGCUGCUCACCAGUGUCAGGAAGCAUGGCUUUAUGACAAGUCGAUAGAAAUCCAGAAGAGGGUUGGGGCAUUUGCAUUGGCAUUGGAGACGAUAAACAAAUGCUUGUCUGAAGCAAUUUGUGCCCUAUCACUGGGUAGAUUGGAUGGUGAGAGCCGAACUACUGGGCUAAUUCAUUCUGGCAACGAGAUUCUGGAGACAUUCAAGUAUUUUCCUGAAGUCAGUCUUCUGGAGCGAGAACAUGUUAUGGAACAAGAAACUGUGUUAAGGCAGCUGGAGGCCAUUUUAACUAUCCUUAGGUUGGCCAGAGCUGGCCGUUAUUUAGAUACUCUGAGGGAGGUUGCCAAGAUUCCAUUUCUUCCUUUAGAUCCACGAGCACCAGAUACUGCAAAUGAUGUGUUCCAGAAUUUAUCUCCCCAUGUCCAAGCUUGUGUUCCAGACCUUCUGAAGGUUUCUCUUCAUUGCCUGGACAAUGUCACAGAUUCAGAUGGAUCACUCCGUGCCUUGAAGGCCAAGAUCGCAAAUUUACUUGCCAACAAUUUGAAUAGGAGCUGGCCGCGUGAUUUGUACGAAAGGGUUGCUCGAACCCUGUGAAGAACACGAUGGCCGGCCGUGGUAUCCAAUGAUGACAAGGUUAAUGACGAAUGUAUGGAUCUUGUACAAAAAUGUAAGCGUUAUGGCAGUGAGAAGAAUCUUGGGGUGAUUUGUUUUUGUUCCUCUCCUCUCUUGCCGUUGCUAUUCUUGGUAACAUCUUUCCUUUAUACCUUCUUGAUGAAUUGUUUUAUGUUCACCUGUUGCUUUUUUUUUUUUUGGGGGGGGGGGGGGGGGGGGGGGUGUGGUUGGUUUGGUUUCAUGUUUAGGGAAAAGGGAGAAAACUAACUAGCCUGUUAAAAAAACAAAAAGUGCUGUGUACUACUAUAAACAAAAGGAGGAGAAAACAAAUUUUGUCGAUGUACUUUGCCGCUUUCAGGAAUUUGGGAUGGGAGAAAUGUAUUAGUGGCUGCCCAUUUGUAGAUCUGAUCUCAUCAUUAGCGAAAGAACUCUGCUCAUUGAAGUGCAAAAUACUCUACUUGCUCCCCUUUCUCCUAGUCAAAAUAUGUUUUAGCCUUCGGUUAGUCA